GAUUCACCUGCGCAAGGGUGAUAUAUUUGUUCGACACCGGAAUAGUAUCCGGCGACGGGCACUGGUCAAGCAUCAGCAGUUUCUGUCCGUGCCACUGUCGCAGCUAGCCGGGCGCGACACAGUACCCAGCCCAAGUGACUACCAGCCAAGCACAACGCUAUUCUAUUCGGGCAUGAUUUCGAUCGGCUCUCCCCCACAACAGUUCCGGGUGAACUUUGAUACGGGCUCGGCUGAUCUGUGGGUUCCCAGCACGAGAUGUGCUAACCCAGUUUGCACACGACACAACCAAUUCAACCCAAAUGCAUCAUCUACAUACGCACCCUUACUGUGCGGCCGCCUACCCAACCAGAUCGGGAUUGAGUAUGGAACUGGCAUGGUCACGAUCCAGGCUGCGCACGACACCCUCCAAUGGGGAUCAAUGAGUAUCAGAAACGCAUCGUUCGGUGAGGCAGUCGAGAUGACGCCCGAUUUCGACGCCCAGUUCGACGGUCUCUUUGGCCUCGCCUUCCCGACACUGGCCACUCAGGGGCUUGAUCCGCCAUUAUUUGCGCUUGCUGAUCAGCAAAAGCUCAACGCAAACCGAUUCAGCUUCACGCUUGGUGAUACUGGUGGCCGCCUCGACCUUGGUAUACCGCCAGAUAGCAAUGAAACAACAACGACAUGGAUCAAGGUGACACAACCGGCGUUCUGGGCCGUCAAUGUCUAUGGAAUCGAUCUGCCCACGCGCAAGCGGCUCAAGAUCAAGACACGUGGUGUCGGCUUGCUGGAUUCGGGAACCACCACAAUCCUUUGUCCGUCGCCAGUUGCCAAGCUCAUCAACCGCAUAAUCGGUGCGUCAGACAACGGUCUUGGUGUUGACUGCGGUGUAUCGACUACUGGGCCGACCUUCCGCUUCCGUCUAGCAGGUAGAGAUGGUCAGAACAACAUCACGAUUCCUAUCUCGCCCAGCCAGUACAUUCUGGGCGACGGUGUGCCCGAGCACGGCUGCAUGUCUGCGUUCCAGGUCGGUGGGCCGAAAGACAAGUGGAUCCUAGGCUUGCCCUUUUUCAUGAACCGGACCAUCUCGUUUGACGUCGACAACACGCGAGUCGGGUUUACGACGUUGGAUAGAGAUGCGUUGGCCCGCCUGCGCACUGCUGGCGACAGCCAGGACUACGCAACCGACGACAAUGACGGGUACAAUGUCGUAGUCACCGGCCCAAGAAUCGAGUCGACAAACCAAGUUAUGCCGCGGUCCGCCACGGCCAGCCAGCAGGCAGCAUCCGCAAAAAUGCUGGCGCUGGCUCUCCUAGUAUGUCUGGUAUGAGAAAUAUGCAGUUUUUGAACUAUUGUUGGUAC
Messenger RNA from Linderina pennispora, 1338 nucleotides. Its product is annotated as acid protease. Gene Ontology annotation, biological process: proteolysis. Lineage: Eukaryota; Fungi; Kickxellomycota; Kickxellomycetes; Kickxellales; Kickxellaceae. Gene Ontology annotation, molecular function: aspartic-type endopeptidase activity. Bases 173 to 1306 code for a protein of 377 amino acids. The transcript has 2 exons. The record is from RefSeq and is a predicted model, not a curated record.